Molecule: messenger RNA, 352 nt
Organism: Prorocentrum cordatum
Lineage: Eukaryota; Dinophyceae; Prorocentrales; Prorocentraceae
Source: the annotation of a GenBank genome assembly
AUGUGGCUGACGAGCCCGGAGCACGCCGAGCUCGUGCGGCAGUGGCUGGAGUACCACCGCCUGGUGGGCUUCGACAGGUUCGUGGUCUACGACCUCGACGGGUCCCUCGCGGAGGCCGUGGCCCCCUUCGUGCGGGACGGCUUCGUGAUCUACGUGCCUCGCUGGCCCGAGGAGCUGUCGCCGGGCGCCUGCUCGGCCCUGCACCGGGCGGCGCCGCCCGGGCGGGGCGAGCCCCCCUGGGCCAGGUACUGCACCCAGACGCAGGCGGAGGCGCACUGCGUCUGGAGCCUGCGCGGCCGGGCGCGGUGGGCCAUGCUGCUGCACAGCUUCGACGCCUACGCCUCCUCGCGGG